This is a messenger RNA of Petromyzon marinus (sea lamprey), 2411 nucleotides long. NCBI's taxonomy places the organism in Eukaryota, Metazoa, Chordata, Hyperoartia, Petromyzontiformes, Petromyzontidae. The record is from RefSeq and is a predicted model, not a curated record.
AGUUUUUUGGGGUUCCUCCAUUCGGACGCCGCGGCUGCGAUGCGGGGGUCCAGGGACCACGCGGCCUGAGUCACUCACCAGAGUCACUCACCAGAGUCACUCACCAGAGUCACUCACCAGAGUCACUCACCAGAGUCACUCACUCGCUGAGGUCUCACCCGAGUCCCUCACCCGAGGGUGUACACAGGCAGGCGGAGCUGGGUGCACGGCUCGCUAUCAACAUCUGGGUUCGGCUUUGUCGGGACCCCGAGUCGGUGGGAGGACGCGAAGGGGACGAGGAAGAGGAGGAGAAGGCGUGAAGAGGAGCAGAGGAGGAGAAGGAGGAGGGUUAGAAGAGGAGAAAGAGGUGACGGGAGGAGGGAGACCGACACACGAGGAUAUGGAGUGCAAGGAGGGAGGAGAAUGAGAAGAGGAGGCAACGUCUACACCACGAUAACGACGACGACGACGAGGAGGAGGAGGACUUGAGAGUAGCGAGGAGGAGCAGGAGGCAGGGUCGAGGAUGGGCGACUCGCCCGGUGGCCAUGCCGUCUCCCUGCCCCCGCCGCCGCUGGAGCCGCCCGGCCACCCCAACGCCACCUCGGUGGCGGCGUGCGGCCCGGCGGGGCCGCUGGAGCCGGGCCGCUCCCUCGGCACGUCGCUCGCCUUCAUGCUGCUCGGCACCAGCAGCAACCUGGCGGCGCUGCUCGUGGUGGGGCGCCUCUACCGACGCUUCCGCUCGCGCUCGCGCGCCUCCUUCCUGGUGUUCGCCGGCGGGCUGGUGUUCACCGACAUGAGCGGGCAGGUCAUCACCGGCGCGCUGGCGGCGCGGGCCUACGGCGCGGGCCUCCGCUGGGAGGAGAUCGACGACGGCGCCGGCUCGCUGUGCCGCUUCUUCGGCACGUGCAUGGUGUUCUUCGGCCUGGCGCCGCUCGCCCUCGGCACGGCGAUGGCGGCCGAGCGCUGCGUGGGCGUCUCCCUGCCGCUGCGCUUCGCCGCCCGCGUGACGGCGCGCGGGGCCCGCCGGGCCGUGCUGGCCGCGUGGGCCGCCGUGCUGGCGCUCGCGGCGCUGCCCGCCCUCGGCGCCGGGGCCUACGUGCGCCACUUCCCCGGCUCGUGGUGCUUCGUGGACAUGCGCGGCCAGGCCGGCGGCGGCGGGUGGCUGGCACUGGCGUCCGCGCUGCUCUUCUCGACCGUGGGCCUGGCCUGCCUGGCCGCGUCCCUCGUGUGCAACACCAUCACCGUGGUGAACCUGGCCAGGGCCCGCCGGAGGCUGUGGUGCGGGGAGCGGCGCUCGUCCGUCACGUCGGCGCGGAGGCCGCACGACGUGGAGAUGGCGGUGCAGCUGGUGGCCAUCAUGCUCGUCGCCACCGUGUGCUGGAGCCCCUUCCUGGCGCGUGCUCGCACAGCCACGCUCGCCCACGCUCACGGCGACAAUCACCACGACCGUGUGCAGGUGACUGUCGCCAUGAUGGCAUGGCGCUACUUCUGGGAGCCGGAGCCGGCACCGGACUGCGUCUUCCUUCGCAGCGCCGACAAGGAGCGGUUCCUCCUGCUGCUCAGAUUUGCCUGCAGUAAUCAGGUGCUCGACCCCUGGGUGUACAUCCUGCUCCGGCGCGCUGUCCUCCGGGCCCUGUGCGGCCUCCUGGGCCGCCGCCUGCCAUCGCCCCACAAGAUGGGCUCGCUGCUCUCCAGCCUGCGCCGCAGCCUCUCGACGGACCCCACCCGUGGACCCUCCACCCGGAGCCCACGCAGCCCCCCAAGGGGGGCUGAUUGCCCCACCUCAGAGAAUCUGUGGGGUUAUGGAGGCCCCGGGCCAAGGCAUCGCGCCACCACGGCGAUGGUCGUCAACCCUGAGCUGCUGGAAGGGGACGAGGAGGAGGUGGAGGAGGUGGAGGGGGAGAAGGAGGAGGAAGGAACCAUUGAGCCUCCUCAGCCAGGAUCUCCUGGGGUCCGUGGGAUGGGGGGCCCCGGACAGGAGGAACUGGGGGCCCAUGCAGGGGCCCACCCCGGGCAGGGGUCGCCAGCGCAGGGGACGCCGGGUGCAACGCCGGGCACCUGCAGGGACGAGGAAGCCGUGGGCCGGGGGUCACGGUAAAGGAGGGAGACGGGACGAUGGUGGAGAGGCGACGGUGAGGGAGGUCGCGGUGGGGAGGUCACGGUGAAGAGAGUCACGGUGAGAAAGCGCCACUGUGUGGCAAGGUCAAGGUGAAAAAGGUCACGGCGAAGAGGUCACAGCCUCCGGGAGAGGAACUGUUGUCGUCGUUGGACGUAGAGUGGAGGCACCCAGGAGAUGGGAGCACGGCGCGGAGAGGGCCUGAGAGGGCCUGAGAGAGCCUGAGAGAGGACCUGAGAGGGCCUGAGAAGACCUGAGAGAGGACCUGAGAAAACCUGAGAGGGCCUGAGAGAGCCUGAGAGGGCCUGAGAGAGCC